Molecule: messenger RNA, 7596 nt
Organism: Triplophysa dalaica
Lineage: Eukaryota; Metazoa; Chordata; Actinopteri; Cypriniformes; Nemacheilidae
Gene: col14a1a
Product: collagen, type XIV, alpha 1a
Cellular component (GO): interstitial matrix
Molecular function (GO): protein binding
Source: RefSeq, a predicted model, not a curated record
UCGUCUGUCCAGUGGCUGCAAUUGGUCGCAUGUGCACGCACGCUUUUUUCACACUCGAGACUAAAGGAUGAAAUAAGGCGCAGAGCUGAAGGGCUAAAGGAAUGGACAAAUAACGAAGGACGACGGACACCCACACGGAGAGCGCUAAGAAAAGACACGAGUGAAGUCUGACUAUCAAGACGCGGGUUUUGGAUCACAUUCAUAUCAAGAGGAUUUUGUGGGAUUUCUUUAAAGCGAAUGGUGUGAAAGGUACAGUGGAGGCAUCACUCGCACAGCUGUAAGGAUGCAGGUGUCCGGAUCGAGGAUUAAGCUGUGGUGUCCGCUUAUCUCUCUGGCACUGAUUCACUGUUUUGCUCCUGUCUCGGCUCAAGUUCCAGUUCCAAGAAGACUUCGAUUUAAAGUUAUCAGUGCUGGAAAGCUACUUGUCUCAUGGAAGGAACCAAAAGGACAAUAUGAUGGCUACAAGUUCAUAUAUAAUAGUGAAACAGGUGGGGAAACGACCGAGUUGCCAAUUGCAAGAGGAGAGAAUAAAGCAGUCAUAAAGGAUUUUAAUCCCAAGAAGGAGUAUUCAGUCAAAGUUAUAGCCGUGAGUGGAAACCAGCACAGCAGGGCACUUCAGGGAAAAUAUGCUGAAGGGCAGAGCAGUGAUGGAGAGACCACUCAACCUCAAAGACUUAAAGAGCACAGUCCUGUGGAAGAGGGCAAUGAGAUCUCAGCAGUGGACCAGUUUGUCUGCACGACCUCCGCCAUUGCAGAUAUUGUGAUCCUGGUCGAUGGCUCUUGGAGUAUUGGAAGAAUCAAUUUCCGCCUGGUUCGCAUGUUUCUGGAAAACCUGGUUAACGCCUUUGAUGUGGGAAUAGACAAAACCCGGAUCGGACUGGCCCAGUACAGCGGAGAUCCACGGAUCGAGUGGCACUUGAAUGGUUUUAGCACAAAAGAUGCAGUGAUAGAUGCUGUCAAAAACCUGCCGUACAAGGGAGGAAACACUCUGACUGGUCUUGCUCUUACCUACAUCCUGGAAAACAGCUUUAAACCCGAGUCUGGAGCUCGUAGCAAUGUUCCCAAAAUAGGAAUUCUGGUUACGGAUGGCAAAUCCCAGGAUGACAUUCUCCCGCCCGCUGAGAGCCUAAGAGAUGCUGGAGUCGAGUUAUUUGCCAUUGGUGUAAAGAACGCCGAUGAAAAUGAAUUAAAUGCCAUCGCCUCUAAGCCAGAGGACACACACGUUUAUAAUGUGGCUGACUUCAGUAUUAUGAGCACGAUAGUGGAGGGUCUGACCAAGACGGUGUGUGAAGGAGUGGAGCAACAAGACAAAGAAAUCAAGGGAGAUUCUUUGCCUGAAGAGACAGCGUUACCACCGCAGGACUUGGUUACUUCUGAGGUGACUGCGCACAGUUUCCGUGUGUCCUGGACUCGUGCACCCGGCAGUGUGGAAAAAUACAGAGUGGUUUACCAUCCAACCAGUGUAGACGUGCUGGAAGAGCUUGUGGUGGGCGGCACAGAGAAUUCAGUCGUCCUGCAGAAUUUAAACUCUUUGACUGAGUAUGAGAUCGCCGUGUUUGCUGUAUACCUCAGCUCGGCAAGUGACGCUCUUAGAGGCAACGAGAUCACACUGGCACUACCCACAGUAACCGAUCUGGAGCUGUACGAUGUGACUGACAACAGCAUGAGAGCCCGCUGGAGGGAUGCGGAAGGGGCUUCUGGGUACAUGAUCCUAUACGCUCCACUGAUCAGUGACACUGUAGAUGAAAGAGAGAUGAGAGUAGAUGAGACAGUGACUGAUGUAGAGCUCCAGGGACUGAUUCCCGACACUGAAUAUUCAGUUACAGUCUAUGCCUUGUAUGGAGAGGAGGCCGGUGAUCCGUCUACUGUUCAAGAGACAACCAUAUCUCUGAGACCUCCACGUAACCUGCGGGUCACUGAAGUGGACCACAGCUCUGUGCGACUCAACUGGGAUGCGGUUUCCAGUAAGGUUAAGGGCUACCGUGUCAUGUAUGUCAAGACAGAUGGCGUCCAGACCAAUGAGGUGGUGCUGGGUCCUGUCACCAAUGUGUACCUUAAAGAUCUGUCGCCUUUAACUGAGUACACUGUUGCAGUUUUUGCCCUCUAUGAUUAUGGCCAAUCAGAGGCACUCAGUGGUGGAUUCACUACAAAGCUGGUGCCUGCUCCAUUUGGAAUGAUGACCAAUGAGGUCACUUCGGAGAGUUUCCGGGUAAGCUGGUCACCCCCUGCCAGGGAUGUAGUGCUGUAUAGGCUGUCCUGGUCACCCAGCGAAGGAGGAGAUGCAAAGGAGGUACUACUGAAUGGAGCUGUGGACUCGUAUGUGAUUCACCACCUGUCUCCUUUCACCGAGUAUAAGGUGUCAAUGUCAGCUGUCUAUAAAGAUGAGAUGGAAAGCAGCUCAGUGGUUGUGCUGGAGAACACAUUGGGCUUGACCACCGGGAUUCCAACCACUAUUUACCCCACAACAGAAAUUGUUCGUUUGGGAGUGACUAACCUGCGGGUGGACGAAGAGACCCCCUAUAGUCUGGAAGUGAGCUGGGUGGUGCUGGAUUCAGACGUGGAGCAGCACAAAGUGACGUACGUCAGUGCAAACCGCGCAGAACAGACGGUUUUAGUUGCGGGAAACAGAAGAAGUGUUAUACUGCAACCUCUCCUCUCAGACACGGACUACAAAAUCAAAGUGACCCCUGUGUAUGCCGACGAAGAGUUCGACAGGCUUUCCAUGACCUCAUCCGGCAAAACAUUGCCACUGUCCGGUCCCAGUAACCUGAGAGUCUCUGAUGAAUGGUACAGUCGCUUCCGCAUCACCUGGGAUGCCCCUCAGUUCCCCACUAUGGGCUACAGGGUCAUCUACCAACCCAUCUCUGUGUCAGGUCCAGCUUUGGAGACGUUUGUAGGUGAUGAUGUGAACACCCUGCUGAUCCUCAAUCUGUUGAGUGACACGGAAUACAGAGUUCAGGUCGUCGCCUCCUACACCACAGGCUCCAGUCAACCCCUCACCGGCAAGGGCAAAACACUGUUCCUGGGAGUGAACAAUCUCAACACAUACCAGGUCCGCAGUACUAGCAUGUGUGCCCAGUGGCAACCUCAACGCCAUGCCACCCUUUACAGAGUUACCAUUGAACCAGUCCUCAGUGGGAAAAAACAGGAAGUGAGACUUGGGGGUGGCGCAUCCAGACAUUGCUUCUUCGAUCUUUCCCCCAACACCCCGUACAAAAUCAGUGUUUAUACCCUUUUACAGGACGCGGAGGGACCUGCAGUCACCACCAUGGCAUCCACAUCUCCAAUACCCACCCAACCACCAACUGACGCACCCACCACAAUCCCUCCUCCCACCAUCCCACAAGCUAAAGAAGUUUGCAAAGCAGCCAGGGCAGACCUGGCUUUUCUUGUCGAUGGUUCCUGGAGUAUCGGAGAUGACAACUUUCAGAAGAUUAUCCGCUUUUUAUACAGCACAACUGGAGCUCUUGACGUGAUUGGUCCCGAGGGAACACAGGUGGCCAUUGCUCAGUUCAGUGAUGAUGCCAGGACUGAGUUCAAGCUGAACUCUCACAGUGACAAGGAGUCUUUGCUGGACGCCGUGCAACGCAUCACUUACAAAGGAGGAAACACCAAGACAGGCCGAGCCAUUAGGCAUGUUAAGGAGGCCAUCUUCAGUGAGGACGCGGGGGUGAGGAGAGGCACUCCUAAAGUGUUGGUGGUGCUCACGGAUGGUCGAUCUCAGGAUGAUGUCAACAAGAUUUCCAAGGAGAUGCAGACGGAAGGCUUCAUCAUCUUUGCCAUUGGCUUCGCUGACGCUGACUACGGGGAGCUUGUGAACAUUGCCAGCAAGCCCAGCGAGAGACAUGUGUUCUUUGUGGAUGAUUUGGAUGCCUUCAAGAAAAUUGAAGAACAGCUCAUAACUUUUGUUUGUGAGGCUGCGACAGCCACUUGCCCCUCUGUGCUAAUGGGCGGGAACACUUUAGCAGGCUUCCGUAUGAUGGAGAUGUUUGGUUUGGUGGAGAAGCACUACAGUAGCGUGCAGGGUGUCUCAAUGGAGCCUGGAACCUUCAACAGCUUCCCCUGCUACAGGUUGCACAAGGACGCCUUCGUCUCCCAGCCAACCAGAUAUCUUCAUCCAGAAGGACUUCCUUCUGACUACACGAUAUCAGUGCUUUUCCGCAUACUGCCUGAAACUCCUCACGAACCCUUUGCAUUGUGGGAAAUCCUCGACAAAGACAACGAGCCCCUGGUGGGCAUUAUCCUGGAUAAUGGAGGGAAAACAUUAACAUUUUUCAACCAUGACUACAAAGGAGAAUUUCAGACGGUGACUUUCAAAGGACCCGAAAUUAAGAAAAUUUUCUAUGGCAGUUUCCAUAAGCUGCAUGUGGCCAUCAGCAAAACGGCGGCUAAAGUGGUGAUCGACUGCAAAACAGUGGGAGAGAAAACCAUCAAUGCUGCGGGGAACAUCACCACUGAUGGAGUAGAGGUUCUGGGACGUAUGCUCCGCUCGCAUGGAAGGAAGGACAACUCGGCUCCGUUUCAACUCCAGAUGUUUGACAUAGUCUGCAGUACAUCAUGGGCGGCUCGUGAUAAGUGCUGCGAACUCCCCGGCUUGAGAGUAGAAAAGGAUUGUCCUGCUAUGCCCCACGCCUGCACCUGCGCUCAGGACAGCAAAGGACCUCCGGGACCUUCUGGACCUCCGGGCGGUCCUGGUAUAAGAGGCUCAAGAGGAGAUCGGGGGGAACCGGGCUUGACGGAGCCUGCUGGGCAUUCUUCACACUUUGUUUCAGCAACUCGGCUGGUGGGACCUCAAGGGCCACUGGGUGAGAUGGGAGCUGCAGGACCACAAGGACCUCCAGGUCCAGGGCCAAAUGGAAUGUCCAUUCAGGGGCAACCGGGGGGUCCAGGCGAGAAGGGGGAGAAAGGUGAGACAGGUCUGCCAGGUCCUCAGGGUGUACCAGGUGGAAAUGGAGGGCCUGGAAGAGACGGACCUCCAGGACAGAGAGGCUUAGCGGGCAAAGAUGGACCCCAGGGACGGCAGGGCCCUCCAGGGCCGAUGGGAAGCCCCGGAGCUCCAGGGGCCUCAGGAUCUCCUGGACAACCAGGAUCACUUGGUGAUCAGGGACAGCCUGGGCCUCCCGGCACUAAAGGCGAGAGAGGAGAGCGAGGUGAUAUACAGUCUCAGGCGGUUGUGCGCGCCAUAGCACGACAAGUUUGUGAGCAGCUAAUUCAGAGUCACUUGUCUCGUUACAACUCGAUCCUGAAUCAGAUUCCCAGUCAGCCCGUUUCAGUGCGGACAAUACAGGGUCCUCCAGGUGAGCCCGGCCGACCGGGAUCUCAGGGGCAGCAGGGAGAGCAGGGUCCUACUGGGAGACCAGGUUUUCCCGGAGCCGGUGGGCAAAACGGCCGGCCAGGAGAGAGAGGUCUCCCAGGAGACAAGGGAGAGAAAGGCAGCCCGGGGGUGGGGACACAGGGUCCCCGUGGUCCCCCAGGACCUCCAGGGCCUCCAGGAGAAGGUCGGACGGGCAGUCACGGUCCUCCAGGAAGACCUGGAAUUCAGGCUAACCCUGGACGUCCAGGUACACCCGGCAACCCUGGUCCCGCUGGACCGCCCGGGUACUGCGACCAGAACUCCUGCCUCGGGUACAACGUUGGAGUACAACAGUUACCCUCCAGCCCCUACCAAAACAACGGCCCCGCCACGAACUACAACGACGAGGAGGAGGAGGACCCUUAUGAUGGCUACCCUCGCGGAUACCCUCCUCAAUACUACCAACCCAGCUACCCUGGCCCCGCCCAUCCCGUUGACACCGUGGGGAUGAGGUCACCUGGCACACGUCGCUUCUCCCGCAGCACGACCGAAGAGGAGGGCGCAGAUGAGACGGCAGUCCGGGCGAAGGCAGAAUAGCUCAAGAAAACCCAUCCUCCACAAACAAAUACUUUUCAUAGAAUUAUCCUGCAGCAUAAGACUAAGGGAACUCCGAAAAGUGCCUGCUAUAUGCAUCCUUAUUAGGCAAGGGGAGAAGAUUAGAAAACGAAACCGUGCCGAAAUUCAUACAGCGACUUUUCUGUCUUUCGCGAGGUUGCAUGUGGCCAACGUGACAAGAAGCAAGUACCUGAAGGUUUUUCAGUUAUGUGUAGUCCAUAAAUUUUGUAAAUGGGGAGUCUUCUGUACAGUUUGAGUAAUUGUUUUUGUUUUUAAACGGUCAGUUCACCCGAAAAUAAAAACUCAUGUAAUGAAAGCGAAAAAAGGAGAAAUUUAAAAAAAAGUUCAGUGUGACAUGCAAUAUAUUCAAAGUCUUCUUCAAGCCAUACGACUUCUUUAAAGGAGCCAAAAUAAAUUUAACGUUAUUCACUAAAAGUCUUGACAUUCUAGCUUUCCUCUCCAGCAGUCACAAGAGCUCAUGAAUAAAGUAGGAUAUUUUUCUGAUACAGAAAGAAGCUGAUAGGGUUUUAAAAUAAAACAAAGCGGUAAAUGAUGACAUUUGACUUUUUUUAUUUUGGGUGAACUGUUCCUUCAAGUGCAAAUCAGUGAACUACAAAACUCUACAAAUGUUUACAGGAUGUUGCAGUUAUCUGGAAGCGGCUGCUUAUGUUAUUUAGUGAAGAAAAUACCUCCGUUGAUGCUUUUGAUGUUCUUGUCACUAGCAACUAUUUAUGAAGCUGAAUUCUUAAUCCCAUUAACCAAAUGUAAUGUUUUCAUUUUUCACUGGUACUUUAAGGGAUCACUACGUGUAAUGUCACAUCUGUCUGCAUAGUAAAUCUAUAUCACACACAUUAAUGUGAACUUCCUGUGCAUAUGGUCUUAUAAGUCAUGCAACCUUUUGGACAAUGCAGUAAAAGCUCUCCAACCGUUUUUUUUAAAAGAGCAGCUCUGCGUGGAGUCCGUGUCCUGUGGGCCUGUUCACUGUGAAUGACAUCUGAAUAGUUAGGCCUGUGGUCUACUGUCCUUUCACAAUGAAUUUAACUGCACGUGGAACGGGUACCAGUGAAAACUCAUCGCCAGACCUUUGAAGCUACAAAGUAAUUUAUUUUUACUUUAUUAUUUGUUUUUGUAACCAAUAAAACUGUACUGCGACUAUGACUCAAGAUGAUGUCUCGUCUGGACUGUUUUGCUCUGCAUGCUAAUUGGCUAAUAAAAGAAUGAUGUAUAUUUAAAUGGGACCAUUAUUGGGUAAGAUGAACUUAGAUAAUAGAAUAUCCACUAUAAUUAUUCUUCGUAAAUACAUUUUUGAAAAAAUAACUUUUAUUCAGAACUCAAAAAGGCCAAAGUGGUAUUAGAACGGGCUUAUAGAGCCAUAUGCAGUUAAUUACGAGUGAAGCUGAAGUUGAAUUCGAGCCGUAUCGGACCUCACAACGCCUAAAGUCAUCUAUGGGACAAGCAAAGAAUCUAAACUCUGCGGAGUCAUUACUGUAUGAAUAGAGCUGCUGUUUAACUGCCUCUGUAUGGUUUUGAAUUACAUCAAGACACAUUAUCAGCAUUUCACAUCUCUAUUAGGAAGAUCAUGUGAUGGUAUCUCACAUAAACUUGACCAAAAAUUGACAGUCAUCACCCUGAGAACAGUAUACAUUUUUCAUAAUCCCAACAAGUGAUUUGCACCCGAGUAAUGUAAA